GCCCUAUUCGGUCUGCACAGUUCCAUCCCGUAAUAUGCUGCUGAUCUGGGACAAUCCCCAGCUGUACGUGAGCACCCUCCUCCCCAAGUGGCCCAUAGAAGCACAGGGCUCUCGGAGAAUGGAGCAAGAGGCACAACAGCCUUCCAGAUAACUGCAGAAUAAAAAGUAUAAGACGACACAACAUGUUGUUAGAGAAACCCCCCCUACAUUUAAACAAAUGCAGGGUUUCACCUGGUAACACUAAGUCACGGUGCUUAAACUCCCAAAAUAACGUUGACAAAAGCACUGUGGGGAAGGGGAGCUAUUUGGCAUGCUCUGUACUGCCGUGCUGCACAGAGCGCAAAGGCGCUAUGUCAUAUAAUAAUCGGUCCUGACCACACCUAGUGCAUUAGUCCUCGUGUGGGCUGCAAACACAACCUCAUUAUUCCUGGCUCCCGGACGAGCAGAUCAGAAAGGGAUCAAACUACAGCACAAACCGCUUAGAAGCCAGAAAUUCAAGGGACAGCUGCAGAACAAAACUAGUGAGAGAAAUAGGAACUUUACGAAGUAGAGCCCACCAUCUGCCCGGCCUGGGGAGGAGGACGGCAGCAGCCAGCCCCAGAAACCCUACCUGCCACCGUGCUGGGGUGAACCAUGCCCGACUCCUUCGCCAUUCACUUCCUCAAGGUGCUGAAGGAGCUGCUGGCCUUCGUGCUCUUCAGUUACACCGUGCUGGUCGGGGCGCUGCUGCUGGCCGGCUGGACCACCUACUUCUUGGUGCUUAAAUGAGAGAUUUUCUUCUGCUCUGACAGCAGCAGGCUGGGCAGAGGCACCAGGCUCCUCUGGGAUGGCAGUCCCUUCCUCCUGCCCCGACUCUGCAAGCGUUUGGUUUCGUUACUGCCUAAUCACAAUCUUAUUUUCUUAUGU
Chroicocephalus ridibundus (black-headed gull) is the source of this 906-nucleotide messenger RNA. RefSeq lists its product as uncharacterized. The transcript is spliced from 2 exons. Lineage: Eukaryota; Metazoa; Chordata; Aves; Charadriiformes; Laridae. The record is from RefSeq and is a predicted model, not a curated record. Bases 634 to 768 code for a protein of 44 amino acids.